AUGGCGUUGGAUCGCGGUGCGAGAUGGCAUGACGAACCCUGGUCUCCGCCUUUCUCUCAGCCGCCCCGAUCAAAGCGACCUGGUCAACAACAUCGAAAAUGGCGAGAUACUUUUCGAUGGCGCCCCCGGAGAUGCACCUCCGCCGGAGUUCGUAUAGGAUGGACUAUAAUGGUAUUACUGGCAUUCCUAUCGUCGUCAACCUACGCUGUCUUGCUGGAAUUUGAGAACUGUUUGGAUAUGGCUAUCAUCGAUUCGGAGCAAUUGCAGUUCAUUCCACUCAAUGUGUCGGCUACACUGAACAUGACGAACUCUCUGUAUCCGUUGGAUAUUAUUGUUUACGGGAACGUAACUGGUACUGCUCCCGGUAAUAGCUCCGAAACCAAGAUUAUCGACCUUGACGUCGCCAAUAACAACUACUCGACCCUGAAAACCUCCAUCCAAGUCGCCAGCUUCAUUCCUUAUUCCGAGCCCACGAGAUUUUGUGAUUCUGUUACCCAGGGGGAGUGUCCGCUGGGGCCUCAGUUCGAUGGGAAUGCAUCUGACCUCUCUACCCUACGGGCCUUCAAGGUUGAGCAUGAUAUGGCCUCGUCCUACCACUUCUCUACAUUGCACACAACGUUCACAAUCAUAUCUGGCGAUGCGGCUGCUGAUCACCUCGGGUGUAUAUCCGUCGAUAUUACACCGGACCUAGGCUUCAGUAUAAAGAACGCCCUCGCUUUUGUGCCUCUCGCCGUUCUGAUCUUGGUGGGAUUGGCCACGAUAUCCGCUGCCAUAUACAGCCCAUGGGGUACUACAGACCCAUUUCGCUGGACCAGCAAUUACGGCCGCGAUGAAGACGUUCUGCGACUUGUGACCCCAGGUUUCGGAGAUUGUCUUCAGUACAUACAAUUCAUUGUUCUAACAGGGGCGUUGUCACUGGACUUUCCUGGAUAUUACCAGCCGGUGGUCAGCCAGGCUUCAUGGUCAUCCCUCAUGUUCAACCAGAGCUUCUUUGGAACCGAACACAACCCGGUCGUCGACGGGAUUUACGCGGUCAACGGUACCCGUGGCUUGGACCGAAUGGAGAAGCUUGUCGGUAUGGAUGGGCCCCGCGAUGUAUGGCCUGCAAUGAUGGUCUGGCUGCUUGCGAUUUUGGGAAUCAUCACAUUCCUAAUUCAAUUUGCUUUCGCCUUCCGCUGGCUCUACCGCGAGCUUGCCAGAAUUCCCGAAGAGGAUCUCCGCGCCAAAAAUAUGCCGUUCACUGUCGGCAAUGUCAUUCGAAUUGUCUAUAAUUUCUUUCUUUUGCCACUAAUAUCCCUGUCUUUCUACCAACUAAUUAUUGCCGGUGAGGCGCCCGCCUAUUGCGUGGGUCUAGCAGGGUUGGUCAUUUUCAUAUUAAUAUGCUUUUCGAUUUGGACUGUCCGGUUCAUAAUUACUACCCGCCCGAGAUCCUACCUCUUCGAUGACCUACCCACCGUGCUUUUGUACGGCCCUUUAUACAACACUUUCUCGGACGAUGCGGCGGCGUACGCCGUGAUCCCGAUCUUCAUAUCAUUUGCACGCGGCAUCGCGAUUGGCGCAGUUCAAGCGUCAGGAAUAGCCCAGAUUGUUCUUCUGGCAAUUUGCGAAGUUGUUUCGGUCUUAACAAUUAUAGCAUUCCGACCAUUCCCUUCUCCAUCAUCUAUGAACCUUCACCAUAUUUGCUUCUCCUUUGUCCGGUUCCUGGCAAUUCUCCUGAGCGUUGUCUUUGUCCCGUCCCUUGGCAUAUCGCAGGCCGCCAAGUCCUGGAUUGGCUAUGUUAUUCUCUUGCUCCAUGGUCUAGUUCUGGUUUUUGGAUUUUUCCUUAAUGCGUUGCAGACCUUGAUUGAAGUGAUUGCCCGACUGCUAGGUGCCGGAGGCAAUGAGGCCGGUGUUACCCGUGGAGGCCUUGUAAAGGUCUUUGGUAUGCGCCAAUUGUCACGGCGUCUUCCGAGGCGUGAUGUUGUUACACGACAAAGCAUGGCUUCCGAUGCCGCAAUUUUAGCACAGGCAGAUGACCGACUUUCGUCUCAAUUCGAGGGGUCUCGGCCUAGAAGCUUGUCUGGUAGCUCGGCCCUACUGCUCAACCGAGCGACAGCAAAUGAAAGCAAGGGCAGCGCGAUUUAUGAAUCCGGUGAAAGGUCCCACAGUCGUGCUAAUAGCGCCGGCUUAUAUACACCCACUACAGCGGGAGGCUUCCCGGGCUCUGGAUAUCACACAGCGGGAAGCAACUCUCCAAAGAUCGGCCCUGUCUUUGCGAUGCAACCACACGACCCUUAUUAUCGGCCACCGAGACCUCGUAAACGGGGUGAACGGGCCUUCUCGGACGAUUCUGGUAGAAGGGGCUCUUCUACCCUCUACCGAGAUGUCAGCUUUGCUGACAUGGAUGACGAUGCUGCCGAAGGUCCUUCAGUAUCUAGACGAGGCACUCCUACUCCGGCUUAUAUUCCUGCGCCCAAAGAUGACCUGGAGUAUGAUGAGCCGCCACGCAAGCGCAAAGAUUACGCAGUGCGAGAAGUAGAUUUCUACUACCGAGUCCGAGGUCCUCCACUGUCACACACGGGAACUCGAAAGCUCAAGACUGGACCUGCAGAUCCUACAGGACCUGUCUCGUCCGCCACUGGGUUCUUCCGCAAUCUAUUGAAUGGGAAAACGAAGGAUAAAGGCAAAGGAUUCGAAGUGGUUCGCAGUAGCAGAGCUCCCCCGCCUGGUAUUAUUCCCGAGAGAGAAGACGUCCAUGAGCCGUACUCGGACGAUCCUGCCAACCAGAAUAAUGCAAACCGCGAUCGUUCCGCUCCGGAGGCCAACAACCCUCACGAAUCAGAUCACAAUAGCGAUGAUAACCCCCGAGAAUCCGCUAUUAACUUGCCGCUCAUAGAUGCGGGCGGAACCAUUGAGCUCCCGAGUCGUAUGGGCUCCCGCCGUGGAACCCAGCCUCCACCAUUGCGGCCAAAGACGCCGUCAAAGUCGAGCAAGAGGCCAGCUUCGCGAGGUCCAGACGAGCUUGAAAACGAGGCACGCGACGAUUCUUCGCUUCGCGCCGCCCAAACUUCUAGCGCAGCUCGGCUACCAUUCAGCGCAGCGAGUUCACCGUCUCGGGAUAGGAACUACUCGCUUGCUUCCACUACUGCAUCCGCAUCGUCCGGCCACGACCGAACCGCGCAAACUCGAGCCGAGCGCCCAUCCAGCGUCGGUUAUGUUGCCCAGUAUCGCACCCAGGAUAAAAUCCAUUCUCCGCAUUCCGAACAGCCGUCGUUCAACGAAAGCGCCGCCGAGCUUGUGGAUGAGUCGCAUAGUGAAAAGAGUCACACAUAA
Molecule: messenger RNA, 3312 nt
Organism: Aspergillus versicolor CBS 583.65
Lineage: Eukaryota; Fungi; Ascomycota; Eurotiomycetes; Eurotiales; Aspergillaceae
Exons: 3
Coding region: 1-3312 (1103 amino acids)
Biological process (GO): transmembrane transport
Source: RefSeq, a predicted model, not a curated record